Fopius arisanus is the source of this 1944-nucleotide messenger RNA. RefSeq lists its product as uncharacterized. Lineage: Eukaryota; Metazoa; Arthropoda; Insecta; Hymenoptera; Braconidae. The coding region runs from base 5 to 1918 and encodes 637 amino acids. The record is from RefSeq and is a predicted model, not a curated record. The transcript is spliced from 9 exons.
CACUAUGAAGGCAGUUGCUUUCUUCAUAUUAUCAGUUGCACUCAUCCAACCCUGCCUAUCUCAUAAAAUUCUCUUCGAUUUCAUCCGAGAUUAUUAUGAAGCGAGCAAUAUCCAUCAAAUUGUCGUAUUCGCUUGCUGGGAUUAUGCAGCAUCUCUAUCACGAGAUAUCAUGGGAUUCAAUAAUUUCAUCACGUAUCGAUCUACAACGAGUGAUGUGGAUAUUACCACUAUUUUGCGUUCAGCUCAUUUUCAAAUCGGAGUUGUGUUGGAUUUCGAUUGUCCGCGCAGUGAAAAUAUUCUUGAUAAGUUUUCAACGCACCUGCACUUUAAUAAUUCGUACUACUGGCUUGUACUUUCAAAAUUGAUGCCAAUACCUGUGAAAUAUCUGCAACACCUGAAGCUCACGAUAGAGACUGAAUUGACAUUUGCUGUUCGUGAAAAUGAUGCAUUCCUACUCUAUGAUGUUUACAAUCCGAGUUAUCGUCAUGAUUGUGAGGUCAUAACUAAGUACAAAGGACAAUGGACACGGGAAAAUGGUUUAAAGGAUGAACUGACUCAAUAUAUAUACGAACGUCGAAAUCUUGGUGGCGUAACUCUGAACUUAACGAUCACGUUUGCAAAUGUAAAUUUCACUGCACAAACAGAUAUCAUCAGAUAUUUGACGUCUACAAAGAAUAAAGGACUUGAUCCAAUGCAAAAAAGUCAUUAUGCUAUAAUGAUGUAUCUUCAAUACUUGUAUAAAUUUAACUUUACUGUAUAUCGAUCAGCGCACUGGGGCUAUUUAGUUAACGGAUCUUAUAAUGGAAUUUUGGGCGACUUAAUCAGAGAUGAUGGGGUAGAUAUGAGUAUCUCGCCUUUUGAACUUAUUGCAGAACGAGGCGGACUAGUGGACCAUGUGGUGUCAACCUGGUUCACCGAUUUUACCUUUACAUUUCUUCAUCCGAAACAAACGAAUUUGCGUAAUAAUUUUUUGAAGCCAUUUACCGAUGACUUGUGGUGGGCAAUUUUGGUGGUAGGUAGUAUCUACUGGGCUUUAUUAUUUCUCUCCCUGAUGCUGGAACAUCAUCAUCAAGCAGAGACUCACGACAUUGGUGAGGGUGUGGUUGAAACCGGUAUGACUGCAGUAGCAGCUUUAUCACAACAAGGACUGAGCGACAGCCCCAAUUUUCCAUCCGGACGUAUCACAUUUCUUUCGUUAUUCGUGUGGGCUCUUCUUCUUUAUCAGUUCUAUUCAGCAAGUAUUGUCAGUUCUUUGAUGACAACUCCACCGAGAUGGAUCAAAACUCUGAAAGCCCUCGUUGAAAGCGAUUUGACUGUUGGCGCCAUUGAUGUGUCACAUUUUCGGGAGUGGCUCCAGGCCUCGAAAAAUCCCGAUGUGAGUGAAUUAUACAAUCGUAAAAUGAACUCGUCUGUGAAAUAUAGACCACAUGCUUUUCUGAAAGUACCUUCAGGUCUGAAGAAAGUUCAAGAGGGUGGGUAUGCAUUCCUUACAGAAACUGCUUCAACUUACCGGAUUAUCAGGGACACCUUCACAGAAGAACAGAUAUGUUCAGUAGAAGAAGUACGUUUCCAACCGCGUACCAUGAUGUCACCACUUUUGCCAAAGAAUACGCCAUUUCACAAGAUGAUGACAUACGGAUUAACAAAAGUCAUACAAGGAGGAUUGCUCGCGUAUGUACGGCAAUAUUGGCGUGGAAAGUUUCCCAAGUGUCCUGAGAGCUACAGCUCUAUGCCAACAGCUAUGGGAAUGCCACAAUUCAGUCCAGCAUUAUUUCUUUUGUGCAUUGGGGCUGCGGUAUCUAUUGUCACAUUAAUCAUAGAGUACUGCUACUUUCAUAUGGAGAAUAAAACAAACGGGACACAGAGAGACAUCACAAAAUUACCAGAACCCAUUGAUCAAAUAAAUCCGGAAGAUUGAGUAUUUAUAGUUACACAAUGUAGUAA